Messenger RNA from Oryza sativa Japonica Group (Japanese rice), 1436 nucleotides. RefSeq names its product transcription factor WRKY19-like. The record is from RefSeq and is a predicted model, not a curated record. Gene Ontology annotation, biological process: regulation of DNA-templated transcription. Gene Ontology annotation, molecular function: transcription cis-regulatory region binding; DNA-binding transcription factor activity. Gene Ontology annotation, cellular component: nucleus. Lineage: Eukaryota; Viridiplantae; Streptophyta; Magnoliopsida; Poales; Poaceae.
AGGCUCGCCUCGAGCUCACCUCUCACCACUCUCCCUCUCCUUCCUCCUCCUCCUCGUCGCGAACACCUGGCGCGAGCGAUUCUUGGCUUCCCAAUUUUGCGACGGCGAUCGAUCUUUGGGUUUUCUUGGUGUUCGAUCGAUCAGAGCAGCUGAGGCGAGGCAAUGGAAGGCGUUGUUGACGGGAGCGGCGCGCAGCUGGUGGUGGCGGAGCUGGUGCGCGUGCAGGGGCUGCUCCGGCAGCUCGAGGCCCACCUGAGCGCGCCGUGCUCCGUCGAGCUCUGCCGCGGCCUCGUCGCGCAGAUCGUCGCGCUCACGGACAGGUCCAUCGGCAUCGCCACCCGGUCCUUCUCCUCCGCCUCCGGCGGCGGCGCGCAUUUCGCGGACACGGCGCCGCCGAUGCCGGCGCUGACGUCGUGCACGCCCAGCCCGCUCAGCGACGGCUCCGACCACCAGCCGUUCCGGACCACCAACGCCAAGAAGAGGAAGACGACGGCGAGGUGGACGAGCCAGGUGAGGGUGAGCGCGGCGGGCGGCGCGGAGGGGCCAGCCGACGACGGGCACAGCUGGAGGAAGUACGGGCAGAAGGACAUCCUGGGCGCCAAGCACCCGCGCGGCUACUACCGCUGCACCCACCGCAACACGCAGGGAUGCACCGCCACCAAGCAGGUCCAGCGCACCGACGACGACGCCUCCCUCUUCGACGUCGUCUACCACGGCGAGCACACCUGCCGCCCGGGCGCCGCCAGCGCCGCCGCCGCCAAGAGGCCGCACGCGCAGACGCUGCUGCAGAGCCUCAGCGCCAGCCUCACCGUGAACACGGACACCAACACGCCGCUGACGCCGGAGAACCGCGCGCCGGCGCCGCCGCUGCAGCAGCAGCAGCAGCAGCAGAGCGUGUCGGCGUCGCCCGUGGCGUCGGACUCGUACGGCCUGGGCGGCGCCGGGUACGGGGACUGGCGCUGCUGCGACGGCGACCUGCAGGAGGUCGUGUCGGCGCUCGCCACCGUGACGUCGGCCCCCGACCACGCCGCCAUGGACGCCGCCGACUUCAUGAGCUACUGCUUCGACUUCGACCCGGCGGUGUACGGCGGCAUCGUCGGCACGCCGAGCUUCUUCCUAUGAGGAAGAAAAGCCAUAGCAGAGCAGAGCAGAGGCCCUGUCCAUCCAUGGUGGCAGGAGGGAAGAAGAGGAAAGCUUAAGCUUUGCUCUUCAAGGCUUGAGCUUCUUCUUCCUAAGUAAGAUCAGUGCAGGUGUAAGCAGUAAUUUAGCUUAGGAUAUCUCUUGUUUCUAUUCUUUCUUUAAUUUCCUUUUGUUUCUCCCAACUCUCUCUCAUGGAGUUUGGAUUUUGCUGGUUUCUGUCAAGCAAAAGAGAGGAAAAUAAGAAGAUUUUGUUACUACUGUUCUGAUGAAUCCAAAAGUGAGAUUUGUUUGGAGAA